UCCUGAGUAGAGCUGCAGCCAUUGAGAACCAACUUAAUGCAUUGGAGGCCACAAUCUCUGCUAACACACAGUUGACAUCUAUAUCUCAACUCUCUGAUGUGAGAUCAGUGGAUGCUGACUUCCUGGUGGACUGUCGCUCAGUUGUUGUCAUUUCCCUUUACACAUCAGAACCUACCUCUCUUGAAAGCAGCCUUGCUCCAAUUACAUCAGUAAAAGGUGGCUUGCUUCCAUGCGCCAGAGCAGAGGACCACAGCAACAAGGUCAGCGAAGGCUCAGAUGCACCUUUCUUGGGUCCAAAUUCUGGUUCACCAUCUGCCCUUCAGCUGAACCGUGCUGAUAUUGUGAGCUCCAAGCUUGGAUCUGCAGGUCUUCCUCCAGUGGGGCUGAUUAGCCAUCAGAACCCUGAUUUGCAUUGCACUGAGAGUGAGUCUGCCACCCCUCACAGCCACGUACCGGAACCUUCUCUCAGCCCAGCCUGUGAGCAGCUCACAUCACAUCACACACAGGAGAAUGUAGUGGGGUCAGAUCAGUCAGCAAGCAAUGACAGCUUCCUAUCAAAGUCAAAUGGAAAUGGGAGCACCUUAGCUGCAAACAAGGAAACUUGUAGGAGCCGAAGUCCAAAUAAAGAGGAAGUCAGGCAUCCAGAACCUGAGAAACAAAACAGUAGAAUACAAACAGAACAUCUUGCAAGGAGCCAAAGUUGGAAUUUAGAUUAUAAAGGAAGGACUGAGGCCUUGAAACUUUUGAACCAAGGACGGUCAUCCACGACAGAAAACGGUUGGGAUAACCAAGCAUCCGAUACAUCAGGGGGAAGCCAAGUCGAAUCGGAGGAUACUGGGAAGUGUCAAGAGUCAGAUUGCAGAGGGGGGAGUCAAGAGGAAUCUGAGCACAGUAGAAAGAGUCAAACAGGGACUGGGAACAGUGAGACUCCAGACGAACUAAAAACAAGUGACUCAGAUACAUCAAAGAGUCCAAGUGUCCAAGCCUCUGAUCUUUUCCACACUCCAAGGGACCAAAAGGACAUCACUGAUGCAUGUUGGUCCAUACACUCACAGGGUGAACAAACUUCACUAAAAAGAGCUCAUAGUGUCGCGACUGAGUCUGACACCCCUUUUAUCUUCCCUCACACACGCUCUCGACCCCCUCUUACACCUGCCAUGCCCACGCUACCUGAGGAAGAGGAGGACUCUCCAGAAGAGCUCGACAGUACAUCCAGCUCACCCUCCACUUAUGCACCAGUUGAAAGCAAGGUGGUAACUGUAACCAUGACUCCACCAGCCAUUGUACUUCCAAGACAAGCCAGCAAGCAGGAGCCCUUUCCUCUAGAGAAAGCAAGAUCACAUAGCCCAAGACCUCGCCUCUCCCGAAACUCUGCAUCCUCGAGUCCGAUCACCACAGUGGAUGAUGAGGGACGGGUGAUCGAUCUGGUCAAGGAUCCGCUUCCUGAGUUGCAGUUAUCUGAAGAAGAACGUCAGAAGAAUCUAGAGCUGCUAGAGGAGGCCAAGAAAGCCAGCGAUCGCUUUCUGCAACGCAGGGGCAGACGAUCCACCUCUAGCCUUACUGAGUCCCCUACAGCACUCUCACCGAACCCAACGCCAUGCUCCUCCCCAAGACCAUCCAUAAGCAGUUCCUUCUCUGUGCUCUCGCCACUAGGUCCUGAGGUCAGCACAACGCCUCCUGCAAGUCCCCAAAUCCCCCACACAACUCAGCGUUUGGAGUUGCCUUCAACCCAUGACCAUGGGGACACAAGUCAAACAGAGCUGGAGAGCUUUACGAGGCUCGUAGAGUGGAAGCCCAGUGACAAGCGAAAGGUGUCUUCUGGCACGUUAAGCCCGCGAUAUGCCACCGCUGUACCAGCCAGAGUGCCCGCUGUGGUUCAGAAGGAGAACCCAGUCCAUCAGGGAAAGAACUCUGAACAUGCAGCCCAGAAAAAAGAGGAGACUCCUGGCCGUGGCAUCAAUCAAUCGCUAGCCACAGGGGUAGCCAAACCCGUCCCCCGGCUGCCCACUCAGCAAGCCCCAUGUACGGCUGAAAUCAAAACCAUAGGAGCCUUCCCACCUCUGAUGAGAGCCAUCUCCUGGGACACAGUGGGCUCAAUGAACAUGCGCAAUGCAGCUCCCAAAGGAGAAGAGAGUCCCUCUUCCUCUGAAACAUCAAGGGAGUCGCUAUUUAAGUCCCCCGGGUACAAAGACUUUCCUGUGCUACCCGGGAACAUUCCAAAACUCUCCAAACAGCAUGAGGAACACAAACUGAUACGCAUCCAGAGUAUCUCAAGUUCAAAGCUUCCUAACCUGAGUGAAACAGUUGAGCAGGAGCGAGGUCCACCCUCUCUGCUCACAAGUUCUCCCAGUGUAGAAGAGAUGAGAGAAAAACCUGACACGAUGCCCAACAUUUCAGACAUCAUGCUUCACAAACUGAAACUGCACAGAGGUUUACCUGGCUGCGCUCCUCCGCUCUCAGAGAAGGAAGUUGAGAACACAUUUGUGCAGCUGUCACUGGCAUUCCGCAAUGACAAUUACACAUUGGAGUUGCGGCUGAAACAGGCAGAAAGAGAGCGCAACCUGACUGAGGAAAACAUGGAGAAGGAACUGGAAGAAUUUAAAUGCUCUCUGAAGAACACUCCAUCACUGUGGCAGAAUGUUGAGCAGAGGGAGUCUUACCAGCAACUCAUAGAGACAAUCCCUGUCCUGCAUCGCCUGACCAACCGCCUCUCCAGCAGGGCUGAGAUGGUGGGAGCUGUCCGGCAGGAGAAGAGGAUGAGCAAGGCCACUGAGGUGAUGAUGCAGUAUGUUGAGAAUCUGAAGAGGACGUAUGAGAAGGACCAUGCUGAGCUGAUGGAGUUCAAGAAGCUUGCCAACCAAAACUCCAGCCGCUGCUAUGGGGGCUCAGUCGACACUGGGGAUGAUGGCGUGCCACGUGCAUCAAGAUCCAUGUCUCUGCAAAUGGGAAAGGCCUUGCCCAGACGAAGAGUCAGUGUGGCUGUUGUUCCUAAGUUUAAUCUAUUGAACAUCCCCGGGCAAACUCCAGCCACCGCUGGCCCUAACAUGGCCGGUGCACUUCCUGUGGUGUGCGAGGCAGGCACUAUUAAGAAUGGCAGUACCACAGACCCCUCUCAACAAGACGUGCUUGAGAAACCCAGUGGAAACCCUCUGACGGAGCAGGAAAGUGAAUCCACGCCAACCAAAGUUCUCUGCAGUCCAGAGAAGAUCAGUGAAGAGAUCCGAGCCAAGAUUGAAGAAGAAGCGUUUAACAGAGGGUACCAAGAAGGACUUAAAAGGAGUAAAGAACUUCAGGAACUUAAGGAGGAGGAAGAGAAAGCAGAAGAGAAGCAAAAGGAGUUUGAGGAGGAAAAAAGAGGAAAUGCAAAAAAAGAAAGGAAGGCUAAUAGCAGGUAUGAGGAGGCACUGGAAAUCCUUGAUCGGAUACUCCCAAAGUUCUUCAGACGAAACCGGAUGCUUUGGAUCGUGCUCACAUUAUUCUUUGUUUCAUUCGUGUUUGUCAAUGCCAUAAACUUCUUUAGUAACCGCUAUAGUGACAGUGGCGACACAUCUGCAGAGAAGUCUGCCGUUGCAGGCAAGAAUACAUUUUUUGAACUGAAUGUAGGAUCCAAGACCCCAGCCCCCGAAUGACAUGAUUCAAUCCCAUUGUCACGGAGAGACGAAUCAAGGUAACUGAACAAACACCUUGGUUUGGCUGUGAUGGUGUCCAUUUCCUUUCAUCAAUCACAAUGUUGUUUUUGUGAGUCUUUCACUCUGUAUUUAGCAAAUAGCAGAAUUAUUUGUCAAUGUUUGGGGACCAAGUGUACUUAGACGAUUUGCAUUGUAAACUAAAUUGAUAACAAGUUAUACUAUUUUAGGAAGAGUUGGGAUUUUGUUAUUGGAUAAAAGCAUUUAGGAGACUAAUGUCACAUUUGAUAGAUUAUACCACUCAGACCUUCUUAUUAAACUUCUCAGGUUUUGUGAAAUAUAUAUUUGAAAUAUUAGGUACAAUAUUUAAAAUGGUUUGGUAAAGGAUGUUUUAAAGUUUCUGCAAUUGUCUGUGUUGUUUAUUUGAAUUUACAUUCCAAGGUAGAUCUUGAAGUGCAAUAUUUUGCAGUUGUUAGUUAACUGUGGUGUGUUUGGGUGUGCUUUAGAGCACUGACUUUAAUAGUACAGAAUUUGUCACAAGUUUAAAGAGCACUUUUAACCAGUAUGACUGAAGUCUUAUUUGCACAUGUGGGCUUUGGUUAUUGUUCUGCCACUUCACCUUUGAAUAAAGGUGUUCAAAAUCAAAUGUGGUUAUUUCCAGAGUACAUGUGGUAUGUACUGUUCACAAUUUUCACAGUAAAUUAGAUAAUCUUACAAAGUAAUGUCAUUUCAUAUUUCACCCCAAGAUCAAUUUAAAUCUAAAGCCUAUUUUUAAGAUCAUUAAAGGAAUAUUGUGGGUUCAAUAUAAGUUUUUAUACUGGGUUCAGGAUAAGAAUUUGUGGCAAAAGUUUGAUUACCACAAAAAGGAAUUAGGACUUGCUUCACUGCCUCACUGUUGCCUCACCGUUACCUUCUUCUUCAUUAAGAAAAGGAGGGACAUUUUUGUGGUUGUUGAAGGCUAGUCAAAGCGAAGAUUCAUGCAAGCUUUUAUUGAGAUUUAUGGAAAUGCAUACAGCACAGCCUGGUCUAUGCAAGAGACAAUUUAAUGAUUUUGAACACUGGCUUUUUACCCAUGAGACACCUGGAGAUGAGAAGCAAAUCUAAUUGAGAUAACAGUUUCAUUUUGCCACAGAACAUUUCAUUAGACUCCCUACACACAAACAACCCACAUACAUAGAGAUAACAACAAAAACAGAAAUAGCAGUUGGGUCUUUGUAUUUUGUGGGAAAUAGACAGAAGAACAAGAACAUUAAUCAUUCAAAUACAGCCUUGGGACUAAAGAACACAACCAUUGUUCCAUAAGCUUCUAUCAGUUCCUUGCUUCCCCUCCACCUGCCCAGAGUCUGGGACACUGGUGGCCAUCUGAGGGAAAAGUGAAACAGAGGACUAACAGAAAUGCUGAUUGUUGUAGACUGUCCCAUAACAGUGGUAAUCAACAUUGUUCCACAAAUUGAACCUGGAAUAUUCCUUUAAGAUUUUCUUUACAUUGUGACAUUAUUUUCAUGACAUUUUAUCACAUUUUCCAUCAAAUUCUCAUUACUGUAAUGCCGAAAACUCUCAUUACUUUAAUAAAAAGU
Messenger RNA from Xyrauchen texanus (razorback sucker), 5203 nucleotides. RefSeq names its product inositol 1,4,5-triphosphate receptor associated 1-like. The record is from RefSeq and is a predicted model, not a curated record. Lineage: Eukaryota; Metazoa; Chordata; Actinopteri; Cypriniformes; Catostomidae. The transcript has 26 exons. The coding region runs from base 1158 to 3629 and encodes 823 amino acids.